Messenger RNA from Beta vulgaris subsp. vulgaris (sugar beet), 432 nucleotides. Lineage: Eukaryota; Viridiplantae; Streptophyta; Magnoliopsida; Caryophyllales; Amaranthaceae. The record is from the annotation of a RefSeq genome assembly.
AUGAGAGAAGCUAAGGGAGCGCCGUUAAGCCCGGUUGUCCAAUCAACGGAAAUGGGAGUCAGUGACCUAAUGGAGGUACUGAGCCCAAAGCUGGAUCUAAUGUCUUCUGUUCCAGGAUCAAAUGCUUGGGAGGCAGCCUCUGCAUCCGCAUUUCCAUUCCCAGGGAGCUCAAAGCAAGAAAGUGAAUCCUUGCCAUCAGGACCAAUCCCUAGCGCCCAAGCAACGGCAGCUAAGAACCUUUAUUCGAUACCAUUAGUAGGUAGCACGUCGAGGUUCCAAGCCGAACCAAAGCAAGAUCUUUAUCCGAACCAACUAGCGAUCAAAUACCAGCCAAGGAUUCCACUCUCUCUCCACCUGAAUCGACGGUUUCAAUAUCUUAGUAAGAUAGAUCGGUUCAGCCAGCUAGCUGCAUGCCGUAUCGGGAAGCGCUGA